CACGCCUGCUCAACGCGCGGAUGGUUAUGUUUGACCGCGAGUUGUAUUACCGGCUCAGCAAGGAGGCUAGAGUGCUGGAGCUGGGCUCGGUGCGUUCUAUUGCCACCGAGUCUGGCAAGAUGAGCGAUGUGCUGGUUGUGCCUCUGAGCCGCGAUAACGUCUCUGUACGGUUCGAAUGGCUGAUGAGCGAUGCGCCCAAGCACCUGGCUGCGACUUCACCGCAGCUUUAACGAGUGGCAGAGCGCAUACUAUUCGGAGCUCGCCCUAGUGAUGGCUGCGUUCUACCAGCGCCGCCAGCACCGUGCCGUCAAGCAAUUCAUGCUGGGCACAGGCAUGGGAAGCCGUGCUAUUGCCAGCUCUGCACGCGGCGCUAUCCCCGACCCCUUCACCACAGGCAUCAGCCCAGAGACUGACCAUGCGGCCAGCAGCAGCGGCAGCAGCGGCAGCGGCAACAACGGCAGUGGGGGGUCGUCUGUGACUGUUGCCAAACCCGAACUGCUCAUCCUUUCGCCAGUCAUCGAGAACAUCCAGUUUGUGCGCUGGCAGCAUAUCCUGGCCACAUACACGCGGUACGCAUGCUCGGCAUGGCGCCGUCUGGUUGACGAACCUAUAGAGGUCGUCUCACACUUUGGCCGCACACACGCGGUCCCGCACAAAGGAGCUCUCGAUGACAUGCGCCUCUUGCGACGCGAUGCGAAGGACCUACCAUGCGGCAACACAAUGUAUGUGAUCCGCCUGCGGUUCCAGGGCGGCACUGUGAUGGCAUUCCGCAUCGACAGCCAAGGCACACUGAUGUUUGUCAAGGGCUUUUUCCCGCCGCACCCCAUCAUCAACGACGACAUGGGCAACUCGAGUGAGCAGCUGUACAUUAACCGCGUAUUCCGCGUGGUCCCGCUCAACGGCCUGCCCGAGUUUGCCGAUCAGCUCCGUCGCGAGCUGCAGAGCCUGCUGCUGCUGCGGGUUGCAGCGGCAUUGUCAAGGUGCAGCUACCAGAGGCUGGGCAAGCAGUGUCAGAUGGGACAGUGGCAUGUCCACCAGUCGCAGCUGUGUGUUGUCGGCGAGUGGUGGGAGGGCGCCAGGCACCGACAGAUUGUUGCCGUGGCCAAGUGGGAGGACUGGAACCUCAGGCUUUAUUUCGGCCCCAAGCAUCCAACUGCAUCCGACCAUACAGCCACGGGCCCCUGGGUUGCCAGCUUCCCGCCUGCCAGCGAGCUCAAAGACACGGCCAGCCAGGGGAAGAAGGGGUUCGAGGAGCGGCUGCUGAAGGUACUCGUCAAUGCCAUGUAGUUUCUGGUUGGAAUAUCAUUAAUUUUUCAGUUGUCAC
Messenger RNA from Linderina pennispora, 1324 nucleotides. RefSeq lists its product as uncharacterized. Bases 190 to 1287 code for a protein of 365 amino acids. The record is from RefSeq and is a predicted model, not a curated record. NCBI's taxonomy places the organism in Eukaryota, Fungi, Kickxellomycota, Kickxellomycetes, Kickxellales, Kickxellaceae. The transcript has a single exon.